UUCCCCGAUCAAGUUCAUUAUCAGUAAUUUUCCUAUUAUUUUGCCGACUUUGCAUUUUUACAGUUAAAUUGUUGAAUAAAAACAUCAAAAAACAAUGUGUAGUGCAGAGUGUUGGAGUUCCCUUCGAUAGGCGCUACAUAUUUGGCGUCCCAACGAGUGCCUGGGGUUUUGUAGUGAACCGCCACCGCAAUGACUUUCUGGACUAAUUUUGGGACUAUGUAGAUAAAUGAACUAUAGAACGUGAGAUAUUAUUAGUGUUUUCAUCGUAUCCUAGAAGAGGUGAAUGUGGUCCAAGAUUAGAAAAAAUGUUACAGAAUUUGUGUAAUAGGAUUUACAAUGGGCCUUCUAAAAAAUCUGUUAUGGAUAUUCUUCGUCCUAAACCUAUAGACUAUGAUGAAUACAAUAAUGAAAUACCAGACUAUUCUUUGGACUAUUAUGGUUACAUGAACCAAAAGAGUGCCAACUCCGUACUCUCACGAAAAAGACGCGGUAUUAUUGAAGAGUGUUGUUACUCACCUUGUAGCAGGGAAAAUUUGCUAUUGUAUUGUGGAAAAUAGGAACUUCUGCAGUUUCAUUAUUAAAUGCGCUAAUAAUUGAUGCAAGAACAAAUAAAUGAUGUUCAAACAAAACAAAAAAAUA
This is a messenger RNA of Ceutorhynchus assimilis (cabbage seed weevil), 639 nucleotides long. The record is from the annotation of a GenBank genome assembly. NCBI's taxonomy places the organism in Eukaryota, Metazoa, Arthropoda, Insecta, Coleoptera, Curculionidae.